AUGUUAAAGUGCUACAGCUUUAUAUUCACAGUAGAAAUGAAACUUCUAAUAGCACUUGGGUUUUUGGUUGCGGUGUCCGCUUCACCACUGGCUAACGUUCCAUCGAACAAUCUACCUGUUGCACCCGUAGAAGAUUUUUCACUUUCAGAACAACUGCCAGAACAAGAUGAAAGAAGAAAGACUAGUGAAAUCAUUCUGGAAGCAAUUAUAACUUCGCUUGACAAAAUUCAGGGUGAGAUUAUUGAGGAGAGUAAUCAAAAAGUAAGUGAGGGCAUUCGAAACAUUUUAAACACUAUUCAAGACAUUUUGAAAACUAGAGGCAAGGAAGAGGUCGAUAAAGAAUUUAACGAGAUUGGGCACGCUGAGGAUAAAAUCCGUGCGGAUUCUGUGUUAGAUAAUCCUCAACAAGAUAAAAUUGACGCUAAGGAACUCGAACUUCAACAAGGUUCUGCUCCGGCUCAAGAAAAUCGUGAUGAUGAAAAUACAAUAUUAAAUAAUGAAAACGAAAGUGAUAAGGUACUUGACUCCGAGCAAAAUGAAGAGGAUCAUUCUAAAGUAAAAUUUAUAGACAUGGUCCCAGAAAAGAAUGAAAGUGACGAAGCCCAGUCGAGUAAAGUUGCUGAAAACGAUGAACAAAUCGAAGACGAUUCUGAGCUUCUCCGAGCGCAAAUUUUAAAUGACCGUUUUUUAAGAGAGCCUCAAGAAAUCCAAUAUAUACCUCCUUGGAUGAUUAGGAAACCUGUUCCAUAU
Molecule: messenger RNA, 750 nt
Organism: Brenthis ino (lesser marbled fritillary)
Lineage: Eukaryota; Metazoa; Arthropoda; Insecta; Lepidoptera; Nymphalidae
Source: the annotation of a GenBank genome assembly